Molecule: messenger RNA, 630 nt
Organism: Anoplophora glabripennis (Asian longhorned beetle)
Lineage: Eukaryota; Metazoa; Arthropoda; Insecta; Coleoptera; Cerambycidae
Product: selenoprotein F
Cellular component (GO): endoplasmic reticulum lumen
Molecular function (GO): oxidoreductase activity
Source: RefSeq, a predicted model, not a curated record
CAAAGCUCUCCCGCUGACAUUUAUGACGGUGUACAAAAAAAAAUAUGUUUUGUGGUUAUAAUAAGUGAAUAAUCGUGGUUAAAUAAUUUUGCUUCUACAUAUUUAAACAGAAUGAAGUGUUUGAUAUUUACAUGUGUUUUUAUUGUGUUAAGUGAGACAGUUUUUGCUGAAUUUAGUUCAGAUGACUGCUGGGCGUUAGGUUUUAAUAAAGCUAAUUUGCUUUGUUCGUCUUGUGAUCAAUUACCUAAGUUUAAUUUAGAUAUACUAAAAGAUCAUUGCAGGGAAUGUUGUCAUCCGGACGAAAAUGGAACCUCCGAGAAAGUAUACCAUAAAGCCGUUCUCGAGGUAUGCACUUGCAAAUUUGGUGCGUAUCCUCAAAUUCAAGCCUUUAUCAAGAGUCAUCGUCCAGCUCAGUUCCCCAAUUUACAAAUAAAGUAUGUUAGAGGCUUAGAUCCAAUUAUUAAGUUAUACGAUAAGGACGGUCACUUGCAAGAAACCGUCGCCAUAGAAAAAUGGAACACUGAUUCCGUUGAAGAAUUUUUGAAAACUCAUUUAGAAGAUGAUGAUUAUUUAAGAACAAACAUGGUGUGAACGUGUCAUGAAGCUUUCUAAUAAAAAUUAUGUUUUUUA